GUGUGCGAACGUUUGACAAUGCAUCCGACUGCAAUGUUAUAUUACCGUAUGUUUUGAUAAAGACUCAGCUCUGAUCUUUCAUAACCCACUGACACUCAACCCGAUCCUUGACUAAGCGGAACCUUUCGGUAGUAAGUUCUGAUUAGGGGGGAAGCUUGAAUUAUGCACCAGACAAAUAAGCAUGAUGAUGGCAGAGCCCGUCUACGAUAUUAGACAUUCUCUGAUGAUGGACACGGCUGGAUGUUUACUUGUUGAAAUGUGAUGUAUACGGUCGAAUCUUUCCAAAUGUUCCUUUUUUCCUGCAAGACUUUGUUCUUAAGAAACUGAACCGAAAUCUGUUCAACCAGGAACACCAUAUGCUUUAGAUUGUUGGAGAGUUAAAUUGUCGAUUCCGCUGUGACAAUUAACUAAACAAAAGUUAAGUUGACUUAGUUUGUGCACUCUGCAUUCGUACGUGUUGUUUACUAAUAUAUUGUGAACCUUGAUUAACUGGGUUUGGAGACUUAGUGCACUCAGUUCGGCAGUCCUUCUGUGCAACCCGAAUGACGAGGACACAAGGAGAAUCGGGACAAGGCUUUCACUGGACGCGCAGUGACAACUCCUUCACUUUCAACUUCCAUCCACAAGGAGCCUCUCCACAGUCUCAGAACGCAGCUCCUGUCUUGGAGACGCCGCCACAGGCGUCAGGGUUUGCCUUUAACUUUCAGAUCCCAGCGGCAUCUGCACGCAACACCAUGGAGGUAGCACCAGAGGCUGUCCCGAAUACUGAAGAUGUAUCUCAAAGCACAGGUGCACCACCACCCUCCAAGUCCAAGAAAAAGAAGAAGAAAAAGAAGGGUGAAGGAGGAUGUUCAGUCAACACUGCAAAAUCAUCUGGACCUCCUCCAGAGGCUCAACCGGAGAGCUCUGAGUUGACUCCAGAACAGCAACUAAAUCGUGAGCUGGACUGGUGUAUAGAACAGCUUGAGUUGGGCCUACGGACACGGAAAACCACGCCAAAGCAAAUCGAGGAGUCUGGUCGUGCUCUGAAGACCCUGCGCAGUCCUAAAGCUCCCCUGGUCAAGAAAAGGCAGGUGAUGCGUGCUGUCGCAGGGGACUACCGCAGCAAGAUGGAGCAGGAGAGAGACAAGCAGUUCAAGUUGAUUCAGUCCUCAAUCAGUUCAGCGCGGGUAAAAACUGUUGCUGAACCAGCCCGGAAGCCUGUAUUCCACCGGAAAGCAGGACCCAAAGUUAUACAAGUGCACACAUCCACCCAGAAUACAGAUUCUGCGCAUACACAGGCCACCGCGGUGCCUUCUGACACCACAGAGGGACCGCCUCAGGAGUCACAGGGUUUCAUUUUCAAGCCCUCUCAAGAGGAGUUCUGCUUCAACUUCUUGUGACCCCACAAGUGCCAAAAUCAUGGAAUUGGAAAGAGUUCUGAAUUCUAUACCCAGAAUCAUUGUCAACAAUCUGUCUCUUUGGCAAUGAAUUACCAUACAGAAUCCAGGUGGUUCUGAAAAUAUGGCAUGUGUUAUUAUGGAGGUGGAGUGGAAUGUCUUAGAGUUCUGAAGAGAACCAUUCUGGACUUUUUGUCUUGUUUCCUGUGUUUGUGUAGGGCUCAGGUUUGUGUGUGAAUGAAUACUCAAACACUUGCAUGUGGAAUGAGACUUUUAUUUUUGUGACUUAAAACAAUUUCAUCAGAAGAAUAAACAGAAUUCCCCAGUGA
This is a messenger RNA of Alosa sapidissima (American shad), 1708 nucleotides long. RefSeq names its product chromosome 24 C8orf33 homolog (gene c24h8orf33). The transcript is spliced from 5 exons. The record is from RefSeq and is a predicted model, not a curated record. NCBI's taxonomy places the organism in Eukaryota, Metazoa, Chordata, Actinopteri, Clupeiformes, Clupeidae. Bases 543 to 1382 code for a protein of 279 amino acids.